AUGUCUGACGCCGCUGCUACUGCACCAGCUGCCGCCACACCAGCCAAGGCUGCCAAGAAGAAGGCAGCAGCCAGCAAACCAAAAUCGCCGGCUGCUCAUCCGCAGUACAAAGCAAUGAUUGCUGCCGCAGUUAAUGCUCUGAAGGAACGUGGGGGGUCUUCUCGUCAGGCCAUUCUGAAGUACAUCAUCGCCAACUACAAGGUUGGAAACAACCCCACUGCCAUCAACGCUCGUCUCAAGGCUGCCCUGAAGGCUGGAGUGAAAGCCGGCAAUUUGAAACAGUCCAAGGGAACCGGUGCCGCUGGAUCCUUCAGGUUGGGAGAGAAAUCUGAAAAGAAACCCAAGGCUAAAAAGGAAGCUAAAGCCAAAUCACCAAAGAAAGCCGCCAAGCCGAAGAAGGCUGGAGAAGCAAAGAAGCCUAAAGCCGCAAAGAAGACUGUUAAGAAAGCUGCAGCUGCAAAGAAGCCAAAGUCUCCAAAGAAGGCAGCCGCAGCCAAGCCCAAGAAAGCUAAGACUCCAAAGAAGCCAGCAGCAGCAAAGCCUAAAGCUGCCAAGCCCAAGGUUGCCAAGAAGCCUGCAGCCAAGAAAGCCAAAACACCAAAGAAAGCAGCCGCCAAGUAA
Candidula unifasciata is the source of this 621-nucleotide messenger RNA. Lineage: Eukaryota; Metazoa; Mollusca; Gastropoda; Stylommatophora; Geomitridae. The record is from the annotation of a GenBank genome assembly.